Messenger RNA from Pelobates fuscus (common spadefoot toad), 8602 nucleotides. It is a transcript of the gene GNB5, whose product is annotated as G protein subunit beta 5. The record is from RefSeq and is a predicted model, not a curated record. Gene Ontology annotation, molecular function: signaling receptor complex adaptor activity; protein binding. The transcript is spliced from 13 exons. Bases 85 to 1272 code for a protein of 395 amino acids. Gene Ontology annotation, biological process: G protein-coupled dopamine receptor signaling pathway; G protein-coupled receptor signaling pathway. Gene Ontology annotation, cellular component: cytoplasm; heterotrimeric G-protein complex. Lineage: Eukaryota; Metazoa; Chordata; Amphibia; Anura; Pelobatidae.
CUUCCAUUUGUAGAAAGAAUACUGUACUUGUGAGUUGCUCCAAGCCUUUCCUCCACGCCUGCUUUCUGAAUUGAAUUACCCAGGAUGUGUGAUCAGACAUUCCUUGCCAUCCUGUUUGGACCAUGUGCCAAAUGCAAAAGAGAGAAACCGCUGAGGACCGUUUAUAUCAAAGCCGAACCACUGACCCUCUGCUCGCUAUGUGUGGAACUGAUGGCAACCGAAGGAUUGCAAGAGAACGAGACCCUGGCCUCGCUGAAGAAUGAAGCUGAAAGCCUCAAGGGAAAGCUGGAAGAAGAGAGAGCCAAACUGCACGACGUGGAACUGCACCAAGUGGCAGAACGUGUGGAAUCUCUUGGCCAGUUUGUCAUGAAGACAAGAAGAACACUAAAGGGGCAUGGUAAUAAAGUACUGUGCAUGGACUGGUGUAAAGACAAAAGAAGGAUUGUGAGCUCAUCUCAGGAUGGAAAAGUGAUUGUGUGGGAUGCGUUUACCACCAAUAAGGAACACGCGGUAACCAUGCCGUGCACGUGGGUGAUGGCCUGUGCAUAUGCUCCCUCUGGAUGUGCUAUUGCAUGUGGUGGUCUGGACAAUAAGUGCUCGGUGUACCCACUGACAUUCGAUAAGAAUGAAAAUAUGGCAUCAAAAAAGAAAUCUGUAGCAAUGCACACCAACUACCUCUCUGCCUGUAGCUUUACUAACUCAGACAUGCAGAUCCUGACAGCCAGCGGAGAUGGAACAUGUGCGCUGUGGGACGUGGAGAGUGGACAGCUGCUGCAGAGUUUCCAUGGCCACGGAGCUGAUGUUCUGUGUCUAGAUCUGGCACCUUCUGAAACAGGAAAUACUUUUGUGUCUGGAGGCUGUGACAAAAAGGCAAUGGUGUGGGACAUGAGAACCGGGCAGUGCAUUCAGUCGUUUGAAACUCACGAAUCUGAUAUAAACAGCGUUCGGUACUACCCUAGUGGAGAUGCAUUCGCUUCUGGUUCGGAUGAUGCUACGUGCCGUAUGUACGAUCUCCGCGCGGAUAGAGAAGUGGCCAUCUAUUCCAAAGAAAGCAUCAUUUUCGGAGCUUCCAGUGUAGAUUUCUCUCUAAGCGGUCGGUUACUCUUUGCUGGAUAUAAUGACUAUACAAUUAAUGUCUGGGAUGUCCUUAAGGGGACCAGAGUGUCUAUCUUGUUUGGCCAUGAAAACAGAGUCAGUACACUGCGUGUAUCUCCUGAUGGGACAGCGUUCUGCUCAGGCUCAUGGGAUCACACACUAAGAGUCUGGGCAUGAUCCAAUGGCACCUGCUUUUGUGAUACAGAUCUCAAUGAACCCACAAUCAAACAGGACAAGUGAUGAAGCAUGUCUACAUCAUAAACCAGUUUGCAGCUUUUUAAAUACUGCAGUCAUACAGUACAUAACUUUCCCUAAUCUAAUACUGGUAUUGACCUAAGCAUAUCCCUUAGAGGCACCUAGAUCCCAACUAAAAAACACAUUCCCCAGCACUAUUCAAAGGAAGGAUGUAAAGAUAUUUAUAAAAUUCACAGGGUUUAAAAGGGCAGGUAUUUCUAUGUUUUAGACAUGUGCAGCAUGAGACCCUGAUUGCAUGUGUCUUAUCCUAGAUCAGGACCUAGUUAAUGUGCAGGUACUAUGGGCGAAAACUCUCUUAUUAUAUCCCAUUGUGAAACCAUCUUCACACUUCACAGAAAAUUAGUCUGAAUCACACAUAGUAUUCACAUAUGUACAAUAACAUUUGUUCACUAAAAAAGUGUAAAUUUUUUGUGAAUAAAAGGAACACUCUAGAAACCACAACCACUUUAUAUUAUUAAAGUGGUUAAGGUGCCUUGUGUUCCCUGGUGUUUUCAAUAGGUCUUUAGUGUCCCAGGAGUCCAACGCUCUGCCUCUUGCUUUAGGGUAAUGUGGAGGCUACUCUGCAUUAGCCUCAAAACCUUAUACUAGCAGUAGGUGUCAUGGAUACAAUGAGGGUACUUGGCAGAAGCUUUAAGGUUAUCAUUGCACUGGUUAAUGCCUUAGUCUAUGCAGCAGAGAGGACCUGGUCUGCGGUUACCUGCAAACCCUACUCAGCGUUAAACCACAUUUUGCAGAUUAAGUACAUAAUUCAGUGUGAGUUUUUAAAAAAUAAUAUUUAAUAUUUAGUUUUGCUUCGUGAGCCCACCUGCUCUGCUUCUUCCUCCAAACCAGUAGUGUUUCUUUUUUUUUAACCAAUAUUGCAGCUAUUUACAAUGUCACCAUCUAGGUGAGUGGGAGCUGUAGGUGACGGUCAGAUGUUAACUUUAUACAGUAGACAUCUGACAGCGGAACUACCAAUCCAUGAGACGUGCUGUACCCAUAAAUCAUUGCUGUUCAGAGGUUUAUGGCAUAAGAUCAGCACUGAUAUAUAAAGUUAAAUGGCUAUCAUGAUUAACUUCCUAGUUUGAUAAGAAAGUAUUGAAGAAGAUUCAAAGCCAACUGUGAGUAGUUUUAGUAUUUUAACUUAUCGGUUUUAUGUACAUUUUUUAUAUGUUAUCUAUAUAUACUUUGCCCUAGGGUAAGUCAGUUGUCGGCUCAUUUCAAAUUAUAUUUUAGUUUAUAAACCUUCAGAAAGUACAGGUUUUUUUCAUGUUUCAAUAACUCUAUCUGAUUGUAGUAAAAGUAAUAGUAUGAAAGCAGUAGAGCAGAUCUUGUGGUUUUCCCCUGUAAUUUCCACAGUUUUUUCAGUGGGAGUUAAAAAGUGAAACUGAUUGUUUUAUAGGGAACUGUGUGUGUAUUGUUAUUUUAUUCACAUACCACUACCAAGCAUACAAUAACUAUUGUGAUACUAAAUGGACACGUAUUUGAGUUUGAUGUGAAUUGACAACUGACAUGCAAAUGUAUUUUCAAAUAUCUUAGUUGUAAAAAUACUCUAGUACUAGUGAUUUAGAGAUUUUCUGUAACUAAUAUACUAAAUUUUGCAUGUUUAGAUGUCAACACACUAUUUAGUGUCAACUGUUAUGAACUCCUUCAUGUAUAGGAAGAAAGGGUAACAUCCCUCUGCACACAGGACUUUCUCUGCACUUUAUUUGAAAAUGGGGAAAACAUAUAUUAAGCAGACGUAAAGUCGUAACCCUGGCUUUUUAACAAGAGUAUCUGCUACUUGCAGCCAGUACCAAAAUGAAAACAUAUUUUGUCUAAUGAAAUAAUAAGCAAGCUAAACUGGAACUUAAAUGACCCACUCCAAUCACUAUAACCAUUACUCACUGUAGUGCUUAUGGUGUGCCCUGGCACAGCUCCCUCCCCAUUGUAAGCUGUCAAACCGCUUUGAAUGAUCUAACCUGGGGUCUGCUGGGCACUACUAGUUCCAGACAGCUGAAAGCUAUUGAGCAGGAACAUCAGUUAGAUCUACGAAGCUGAGCCCUGUAAUGCAUGUUUUAGCUCAUUGGCUGAGAGUGUCAGGUGAUUGUUUAUGUUUAGGAGCUCCUGGCUCCCUGGCAUUAGUAGUGGAGGCCUACUUACAAUGGUGGGGUUCCAGGGAACCCCUUGCACCAUAACCACCUCAGCAAACUUUACUUGCCUUUCUCUUUCAAUACCAGAUGGAUGUAUAUAAUGCUUGUCAAGAUAUUGAACGGUAUAAAUCAUCAUAGCCUUUCCAGACACCUUUUAUCUAAGAUACUGAAAGCAAACUACAGGGGGCUGUAGUUUGCAAUAACAAGAAUUGUAAAGUGCUGAGCUGGAUAAACAGCGAUAUGUGUUCGUUCAUGACCUAAAAACAUACAAUAAAAGCCGCAAUCAAGGACAACAUGAUAAUACAAACGUGUUGUAAUAGAAUGAAGCUGCUUCUGCAGCCUUAUAUAAACACAACUAGCUCAUCCCCCUAAGUAUUUGAUUAUUGCUACUCCAUUCAUUACACUGACAGCAAACUUUACAACGAUGAUAGACAUAUUUUUAGUUCAACUUAUAUAUGGACAAAGCUUGAAAUUCCAAACAUGACUAGAAUAUUUUUUUUAUUAUUAUUGCAGUAAGUAUACAGGGCAGGAAUGAGGAGUGUUUGUUUUUAAAGGCCAACAGGAUUUCAGACAGAACCUAGCAUGUUUCUCUGUUAUAUAUAUAUAUAUAUUGCUACCUGUUUGAUUAUAUGUUAAUUAUUGAAAUCCUAGUUUUAUAGCACAUGUAUUACCCCCAAACACCACUGAAUGUUAGAAUAAAAACACUACAGAACUCACACUAUUGAUUUUAAGAGGAUUUUACCGGUAGAUCAGGAUGAUGAUGAGUAAUAGGACUAGACAUCUUUAUUUCUCUUUGCAAGUUACAUGUUUUGAGUGCGUAGGAUUUUAAUGUGUAAUCUUCCCAUUGUUUUGUUUUAGGAGAUUUUUCCACUUUUAAGCUAUUUGUUUUUAGUCCAGAAUGUAUAUGGCAUGGUGACCCUGGACACAGUUUGUUAGGAUGUCACAAAACCCAUUGUGCAAAUGAGAUCAUGGAAAAUAUAUUAUAAUUCAGUGAAAAGGCAUUUUUCUUCAUACUUUUAUUUAUGUUUAAUUAUUUACCAAAAAAAUGCAUUAAUAAAUUAAAAUAAGAUAUAUAUGCAAAAUACAAGACGUCAUCAAUUUAUCCUGUGAAUUUUUACUGACUAUUGUUUGGCAUAAUUGGCACUCACAGGUAUCAAACCUACGUGUCCUCCUAGUUGCUGACUGUGCAGCCCUGCUAAUGAAAACCCUGUGGCUUCUGAGAAAUGGCCUAUUUAUAUCUUUCAGUGUCAAUGCCAACUAAUAGGCUUGACAAAGACCCUGAGGUUGGGUCGAAAUGUUGCCGGUUCCACACAGGUGGAACAAAUCUCUUUCAACUUAUUUUUUUUUUUUCUACUAAUAGUUGUCAGCCAGACAGUCACUAGGAGCUCUAGGUAGGAGAAUAUUUAAAUUUGAAAUUACUUUGUUGUUCAUUGCCAGCAUGUAAAGUGCCUUGGUAUGAGAAGCAUUAGGUUCAAUAGUUCUCAUUGAGAUCUGAAAGCGUGAUUGCAGUAACCGUCACUGCCAUGCACCAAGUGUCAUCAAUGCUUCUAAACGAGAAGCAUCAGAUUAAAAAAAAGUUACUGGUAGGAGGAUGCAGUUGCAGUGAGGAGUCAGUCCCAGCACCACCACUGUAAUAAUGGUAAGUUUAAUGGCAUUUUACAUUUUUUAAGCAAACAAAAAAUGAAUGCCAAUGAAUUUAAAACGAGUAGCAUAUUGCUUGUUUUUUUUAAUUUGCAUUUGGGCAAAUACAUAACAACUGCUCUCUUACUAAAUUUGGUAUUGCUAUUUAUUUUAUAGGUUUAGUAUAGCAUACAGCACUGCAAAGUAUGUUGGCACUUUGUAAUUAGAUUAUAUUGUAAUGUGAUCGCAUAGCCGAAAGCAAUUAACCAAAUAGAAUCCUGAUUCAUGUGUUUACUUGAAACAAAUUACUUGAUAAAGUAAGAUUUAUGUUAGUUAUAGUGACAAUUAUGGAUCAUAUUAUCGUCAAUCCUUUACGCCAGGGCUGACCAGAAGGUAGAUCCCCAAAUGUUUUACGAAUUUAGUUUCCAUGAUGUUUUGUCAUUCUAAAGGCCCGCAAAGCAUCAUGGGAGUUGUAGUUCUACAUCUGGGGAUUUACAUUUUGGGCACCCCUGCUCUAAGCACACAGUGGUCAUGUUAUUCGUAGCAAUGGAGAUAGGCAGCAUGAAUCGUUAUGUAGCUAAUACUAGGUGAAACAUUUUCCACUUUGAAUAAAAUAAUGUAUUAGAUUAGGUUGAAUCCAUUAUACAUACUGAUAUUUAUAAAUAUAUAUCUCGUAGCUUUUGCAACACAAAAAUAACAUUGAAAUGUGUCAGAUACUAUUACAAUGACCUGAGAAGUUGUGUGUCUCUGCAGAUCAUUUAACACAUGGCUGUAAUGGAACCAUUUACAAGCUGUAAUACUAUAUUUCAGAUGAAGUGCUGUCUAUUGCAAAUAUUUAUUUCAGAGGCAGAAAUGUAAGUAAAUAAAUGUUUUAUUGUUUUAGUUUAUUGCAUGAAAAAAAACAAAAACCACAGUAAUAUAGUCUGGCAGAAUAUAUAAUAAGACAAAACAAAACAAUGUUCUAGGAAAAACAAAAUUCACUAUAUGUGGCAAUUUGGGUAAAAACUAAUAAUCCAAGGGCUGUAUGCAUUAAGAUCUGUUAUAAAUACGUUAUAAAACAGUACUGGGCAUACUAACAUUGGGAAAGAUUGUCCACAAGGACAUAAGCGCAUUACUACUGAUGAUUACAUAAGCAGACUUCAGUAGUAGUCUAAAUCAGUGCUCCUCAACCCUCUCCUCAAGGCACAUCUAACAGCCCAGGAUUUAGGGAUAACCAGCGUGUGUCUAAGUCAAUGAUGACUAACCUUGACACCAUAAAUUGUUUCUGAACUACACUUCCCAUGAUGCUCAGCUAGCUUUUAGACUCUAAAAGCUAGCUGAGCAUCAUCGGAAAUGUAGUCCAUAAACAAUUUAUGGUGUCAAGGUUAGCCAUCACUGGUCUAAGGUGUUUUAAAAAAACAAAACUAAAAACACCUUUUUCUAAACACCUUAGACACACGCUGGUAAACCAUAAAUCCUGGACUGUUAGAUGUGCCUUGGGGAGAGGGUUAAGGAGCACUGGUCUAAAUAACCAAAUCGAUAGCAAUCUAGCAAUCUGUAAUUAUUCCAAAUAUUGGCAAGGGUAUUCACUAAACUGUAAAAUUGUCAAGAAUUCAAAGUGAAUGUAAAAUUGUAGGCCAAAAUAGCCAUACUAAAAUCAUAGCUUUUUUCCCCCCCAAUUCUACUGUUUUGACACAAAAUUGUAAUUUCCAAACUUUAUUGAAAUACCCUGUCAAUGUUUAAAAAUAAGUGUAUAAACGUUAACAUAAAAGUAAACCAAGCGUAUAUUAAUGGCUCAAACCCACUCUUUGAGUUUCCAUGACAAGUAAAUAUCCUGGUGGUCUGAGGGGGAUGUAGAUUUCUUUAUUUGAGUUUUUGUAUAAUGUCACAUUAACACAUAGUAUGGUUAUUUUUGUGAGUCUGUUGAAAUCAGAAAUAAGCUAUUUGUAUUUAUUCAGCUGUUAAUGAACUACAUAUCCCAUGAUUCUCUACAUGUGCUGAGCAGAACUACUAAAGAGCCUGUAGCUCAGAGUUGUAUUGUGUCUGUCUCUGGCAUUUCAUUUAGUCACAGUAAGAUCUGAAAAUGGCUGACAUCAGUGCUUUGAAAUGGUCCCAUGUGAACAGGAAAUAUUUCACAUAGAAUUGUAUUCCAGUCCUGACAUUUGAUUGAGAAUUGUGUCCAUUCUCACAGAACCAUGUUACACUGGUCUGUAAAGACUAAUUAUUAAGGAUGUGGAAAAAAGUUGUUUAAAUGAAGGUUAUUCAUAAAUGUACUGGUUCUUGGAGUGAGACCGUUGGCGGCUAUAUUGCUGAUGAAAUAAUGAAUAUGGUAUACUUUUGUUUUUUGAACAUUAGAGUGGAUAUACUGCCAUUGAAAACAAACAGCUGCCGUCAAUAGGUACUGAACAUUAACAAGUCACAUGAUCGCAAGAACAUUUUGUAUAUUUAAUAUCUCAUUGAAACAACUGUAUUAUAUUAGCUUAUCUACAUCUUCAUUUAACAUGGUUUGUGUGUCUUGUCCAAGGUAUGGUAUUGGUUACUGGAUUCCAUAGCACAUUAAAUGGAUAUUUCAGAAGAAUAUUAAUAUUCAAUUAUAAAGAGGAAAUAGUUUUGCAAAAAGUUUUGCACAGAUGUAAAACUGGAGGAGUCACCAACGCAAUGUGCCUGGUGACUUCACUGGUUUCCAUGGUGACAGUUUGAUACAUCUCCCCACAGUUCUCUAAGGAAUUUUGAAGCUUUACAUUAACAGACACUCCAGGCAUCAGUGGUGCAAGAAUUCAUCAGAUAAACACAAUGGUAGGCAACCAUCGGCACUCCAGAUGUUGUGGACAACAUCUCCCUUGAUGCUUUGCCAGCAUUAUGGAUGUACGAGUAAUAUGGGAGAUGUAGUCCACAACAUCUGGAAUGAGGAAGGUAGCUUACCCCUGAUUUUAAAACAUUCUACAGUUUUUUUGGACUACACUUCCCAUGAUGCUCAGUUAGCUUUUUUUUCUGCAUAUUUCUGCUAUUUUCAGGCUUCUUGUAACAAUGCAUUGACCUAUGCCUCCAUCUUCCAAUAGAAAAUGAAAGAUUUCCAAAUUAACUUACAACUAUAGGAACCCUUGCUGCUCAAUAGUUUUCAAGACGUUUACACUACACGCUGUUUCUCAUUCAUAGUUUACAUAAACCUACUGCCUCACGGUUACUAAGUAGCAAUGAGAAAUUCCCUGUAGAUCAAGGUAGAUGUCAGAAGGUAUAUUGUAUUAUUAUUAUUAUUAUCCAUUUUCAUUAUAAUAUAUAAAGUGCUAACCUCACUAUUGAACGUGAAAUGAACGCAAAUUUACACAUCACGUGCGUUUAAACACUUUUCUAUGAAAUGUAGGCAAAUGCCAAGAACUGUAUUGCACUACGAAAUACCCUGCUAGGUUAAUUUAUUUUGUGUUCCGGCACUGUUGUAUAGAAAUAUUUCCAAUAUGUUAACUCUCUGUUCUUAUAUUUGUAUUAAACCUGUUAUAUGUGACACAGUCUUAGAUAUGUCUAUAAAUAAAUAUUUUACAACAGAA